GACGACGACGUUACAUCCGUACUACGUUGUAACAGGUCCCAACAGGGGACAGUGUGAGCUUGUAACAGGUCCCAACAGGGGACCUGUUACAACAGGGGAGGUCAACGGGAUGCGGAUCUAGGACCUUAAAAUUGGGUAUCAUCGGCUUGUUCUCGUCAAGGGCAGCACGCUCGUUCUUUUCUGCGAAGCUCUAGCUCGCGACCAGGAGCUGAACGGCAAUAUGGUCCAACGGAUCAAUCCCCCAUCCCCUAAACGGCCGAGGCGCUGGCAAAACACCAGUAGGGGCGAGGGAUAACUUUAACGAACUUUAUGAUACUUUUUACUUUAUUCUCUAGACUCUACAUACAUACAACUGUAAUAUCGAUUCACGGUCCGUAUUUUAUAUUUUAAUGUGGAGCAGCAGCUUUGGAGUUUCAGGCGGCCAUCUAAGCAAGAGGCAUUAGCAUGAUCUGAGGAAGUGUCUCAGCUCGGGCGAGCCUCGAACCAGUCGGGAGUCAGCCGACCGUAUAAGAGAAGGGUGCGGGGAUUCGGUCAACGGUGCAGUCUGCUCGUGGCCCGUCCGCUGGGCAGUCAUCUCCGGCGGUGGUGUGCUCAUCUGCCGAUAUCCCCGGCUGGAACAGCUGGGAAUUAUAAGAAGAAAAAUGGAGACACGGGUUCUCCGCUGUCCGCUGGUCUGGGCCGUUCUGCUGUUCAGCGGUACCGCCGCCGGUCAGCAGUGCACCCCGCUGGUGCUGUGUCCGGCCAUCCUCAGGGACCCAGCCUCUCACCUGGUGGGCACCCGGGCCGCCUGCCCCCUGGCCGACGGCUCCAACGGUGUCCUCUGCCCCACUGACGUCAUCGACCGCAGCCCGGGUCAUGGGGGAUACGACUACCGCUACCGCCCGAUGCCGCAGCAGAACCGGUUCCGGAGCCAGAUACCCCUCCCGCGGCGUCUGACCCGACCCGAGGAGGUCAUCCUCAAAAUGCUCUACCCAGAUGUGGUUCAGCGGCUGCUGAACACGGCUGACUUUUUGCUGCGCUCCAGAGAGCAGAGGGCUGCGCAGCUGACCGCCCAGGGCAGUAACGUGGCCCUGACCAACAGUGCCGAGCAGCUCCAGCUGCUGUUCUCGCGGCCUGUGCUCCAAACCACAGUGGUGCUCGGUCGCGAGGGCGAGAAAAACUCGAUCCUGCUGCAGGAGGCCAGCCGCAUAGGGGCUGUGUUCUCGGGUCGCGCGCUGCAGCCGCCCCUGGCCAAUCACCAGAGUUUCAGCCUGCCCGAUCCGCCGGCGGAGCUACUGCAGGCGGCAGUGAGACCAAAUACCCCCGGCUGCGCCUCGCCCGCGCCACCGUCCUGCGGAGGCAACACCGACCGCUUCCGGACCCACGACGGCACGUGCAACAACCAGCAGCGGCCCCGCCAGGGCAGCGCGCACACCGUCUACGAGCGCUUCUUUCCGUCAGAUUACGCCGAUGGCCUGCACGCGCCGCGGGCCCGGGGUGCGAACGGCCGCGAGCUGCCCUCCCCGCGUCUCGUCAGCUCGCGGGUCGGCGAGAGUAACACCGCCGACAGCCUGGACGUGUUCCGGACCAUCGGUCUGACGCUGUUCGGACAGUUCGUCGACCACGACCUGACGGCGACGCCCGAGUUCGCGCUGGAGAACACUAGCAUCGACGAGGCCGGCGAGGGCGGCGGGUUCAGCUGCUGCAACCGCGACCACUCGUUCCCGGCCAUGUCCCUGCACCCGCUGGCCUGCAUUCCGAUCCGCGUGCCGGCGGACGAUCCGGUGUUCGGUCCGCAGGGCGUCCGAUGCAUGAGCCAAGUGCGCUCCCUGGUCGGAGGAAACGAGGACUGCGUCCCGAGGCCGGCCGCGCAGCAGAAUCAGAUCACGCACUACCUGGAUGGAAGCAACAUCUACGGCAGCAGCGACGAGGAGUCCACGAGACUGCGUCUGCGUGUGGGCGGUCGGAUGCGCACAUUGCAGCCAGGAAACCUCCUCGCCCGCGACUCGGGUCGCUGUUCCACGCACCCCGACGACUGUUUUAUCUCCGGAGAUCACCGAGUCGGUGAGAACAUCGGCCUGGCGUACGAGCACCUGGUCUGGACCAGAGAGCACAACCGCGUGGCGGCCGCGCUGGCGGUGCGACAUCCCGACUACGACGACGAGCGUCUGUACCAGGAGGCGCGUCGCAUCGUCAUCGGCGAGUACCAGCACAUUGUGUUCAACGAGUGGCUCCCGACGAUCCUCGGGUACGGAUACACGCAGGCGGCCGGGCUCGCGCCGGGUUCCUCCCCAGGCUACUCUCCAGAGGCGCGAGGGGUGAUUGCCAACGAGUUCUCCACGGCCGCUUUCCGCUUCGCGCACUCGAUGGUGCACGACGUGUUCGAGCUAGAGUCUCAGGCGAUCGCGCUGGAGCGCACCUUCUUCAACAGCUCCUUCCUGCUGCAGUUCGGCCUGGUGCGGGAGGUAGCGCGGAGUCUCACCACGCAGCGCCCCGGCUGGGUGGACCGCGCCUUCAGCAGCGCGCUGAGGGAGAGGCUCUUCAUCCGACCGGGGAUGCCCGGACUGGACCUGGUGGCUCUGAACAUUAACCGUGGCCGUGAGCACGGCCUGCAGCCGUACAUCACGGCCGUGGAGAACUGCCAAGGGCGCACCAUCGCCUCCUGGGAGGACCUGGCCGACCUGAUGGAGCCCGAGACCAUAGCCAGGCUGCGCGGCGUCUACGACAGUGUCGAGGACGUCGACCUGUUCAUCGGAGUCGUGAGCGAGCGGCGGGCGCGUAACGCUGCGGUCGGCAGGACGCUGCAGUGCCUCAUCGGUCAGCAGUUCAUCGACCUGCGCGACGGGGACAGGUUUUUCUACGAGCACACCGGCCUGCCGAACAGCUUCACACCUGCGCAGUUGGCCGAGUUGCGCCGGUCCUCGCUGGCGCGGGUGUACUGUGACAACGUGCCGGGGCUGGACCAUAUCCAGCCGCUGGCCUUCUUCCAGCCGCAGUUCUUCUCCAACGGGCGCCAGAGCUGCGAAACGCUGGCAAUUCCCACACCAGAUCUGUCCGUGUUCUGAGGGAGCUGUGUGCGAGCAGGUGUGCGCUGUGUACCGUGAGUGUGUAGUGUGCAGGAACGUAGCCCGUAGGUGUGUUUAUAGCGGUUCUGUGAAGGUAAAGCUUUAGCGUGCCAUAUUGAAGAGAAAUGAAUGUAAGAUUUGAUGCGUUAAGAGCUGUGACGAAAUGUGUGUGCCUUGUAAGUGGUUGCGGUUGUAAAGCGCGACUUCUUCAAUACCGCCAGCUGACUGCUUACUGCCUAGUGGUAGCACAAGUGUGCGUUCACAAUGCAAUAAGCAGCAAAUUGCGAAAUUUAAAUCCACAGAAAGAUUACAACGCCGAUGGUACAGGAAAGCGGGUAAUGUCCAAUGUUCAUUCAUGGGAAAGCCGUCGACAUCGGCAUAUGUCGUCAGAUAAUGAUGAAACAGCACAGCUAAAAUGUAAGAACAUGUGAUAUCCACGUAAAUGUGCAUUGUGCAGUAAGGCCAAUUAUAUAACAGUUGUUAAAUGACACACUUAAAUGAGAUUCGUUCACUGCGGAUAAUUCAGGGACUUGCGGAUCUUGCUUCACUUUCUUUUUAAUCUCUGUUUACGGUGGUGAAUGCAUGCUUGAAUGAAUUACCGAAUAAAAUAACAAAAUAUUUA
Amphibalanus amphitrite is the source of this 3666-nucleotide messenger RNA. Its product is annotated as peroxidase-like. Bases 642 to 3044 code for a protein of 800 amino acids. The record is from RefSeq and is a predicted model, not a curated record. The transcript is spliced from 5 exons. Gene Ontology annotation, molecular function: heme binding; peroxidase activity. Gene Ontology annotation, biological process: response to oxidative stress. Lineage: Eukaryota; Metazoa; Arthropoda; Thecostraca; Balanomorpha; Balanidae.